AUGAUUACAAAGUACAUAAACGUAAAUUUUCUGACCACCUGCAAUGAAGUGAUUAAUCGUGAUUAUCAGGGAAAAGAUAUGCUUAUAAUUCAGAAAGUAUGUUCUCUCUUAACUUUAGUCUACGUCUUUGUGACUCUCUUCAUUGCCAACUCGAUGCAAUUAACGUACUUGUCCUGCGAUGGUCUACCAACUCCAACGAACGUGAAAAUUCAAGGAUGCGCCAUUUUGCCCUGCAAGCUGCAGAGAGGAACAUCUGUUGAGGCUAACAUCGACUUCGACGUUCUCGAAAAUUCGAAAUCAUUGAGACCGGUAGUAGACAUUGAGCUGGGAAAUGUUCACAUGGACUACCCAUUCCCUGAACAGAACGCUUGCAAAAAUCUGGCGACCGGACAAUGCCCACUGGAAAAAGGAGAACCCGUAAGCUAUUACUUGAAAAUGCCCAUUGAGAAGAGUUAUCCCAGAAUCAGUUUGACCAUCCAAUUCUCUCUGGUUGACGAACAUAACAAGUCUCAAGUGUGCAUCAGGAUCCCAGCUAAAGUUGUCGAUUAA
Messenger RNA from Eufriesea mexicana, 549 nucleotides. Its product is annotated as protein NPC2 homolog. Gene Ontology annotation, molecular function: sterol binding. Lineage: Eukaryota; Metazoa; Arthropoda; Insecta; Hymenoptera; Apidae. The coding region runs from base 1 to 549 and encodes 182 amino acids. The record is from RefSeq and is a predicted model, not a curated record. The transcript has 3 exons. Gene Ontology annotation, biological process: intracellular cholesterol transport.